GGACUCAUAGUUUAUAUUCUUUGUUCUUCGGUCCUGUCAACAGCCAUGGAUGAUAACGGCAGAUAAAAGAUGAAAAAGUCGACAUAUUCACGUUAUAUUGGGCUUUCAUCACAAAAUGGAAGCAAAGACACUUUUAAAGAAAAAUCAGAAAAGGUUGUCAGUAGUAGUUGACAAAACUAUGGCAAAACUUAACAGUAAAAACAAGAAAAAGAAACAACGGAAAUCUGCGUCAAAAGGAGAUGCUAAAGAUAGUGAUCCGAGUCCAGAUGCCUUAGAAAUUGAAGGGGUCAGGGCUUUAGAUCAAACAGGUUAUGAAUCGGACUCUUCUACUCAAGGACAAAGUGAAAAACCUUUAGAUACCCCUGUUGUGAAGAAUGAGGACAAACGGACAGUCUUAUCUGACAUUAAACAGGAUCGCAAACCAGUAGCCUCCCCUAUUUCACCCUUAGCUGUUCAAUCUUUAUCGGAAUCAAUGACCAAUAUGCAAGUAACAUCCAAAUCUAAAACUGUUUCUUCUAAAGGCAGUAAAACUAAAAGCAAAUCAGGGAAUCAAAGUGGUGCUAAAAACUUAAAAAAGAUUACCGUCAGUGACCCAAGGAAAGGAAAUAACAGAAACGAACUGAAAUCUACGGAAAGUUUAAGAUGGGAAAAUGCUGUCUCUGAUAGUGACGAGGAAAAAGAAAGAAUUAAAUUGUAUAAAAUAAAUCGAAGAAAAAGAUAUUUAGCUUAUGCUCAAGCUCAAGGACUUGGUUGGACUUCUAAAUAUCAAAGCAAUGGUUCUCCAUUGUCGGAGGAUUCUGGGAUAGAGACCAGAGAACAGGAACGUCUUUCAAUUCGUGAUACUCACCCCUCACCAGUGGCCAUUGCUGAUUUUUCCUCUUUAAAAAAGCUAGCACCUAGUCAUACAAUGACUUCCAGUAGUAUGGUGGAAUGUUAA
Messenger RNA from Mytilus trossulus (common blue mussel), 937 nucleotides. Its product is annotated as protein LIAT1-like. The transcript is spliced from 2 exons. The coding region runs from base 116 to 937 and encodes 273 amino acids. Gene Ontology annotation, biological process: protein arginylation. The record is from RefSeq and is a predicted model, not a curated record. NCBI's taxonomy places the organism in Eukaryota, Metazoa, Mollusca, Bivalvia, Mytilida, Mytilidae.